Messenger RNA from Vombatus ursinus (common wombat), 5550 nucleotides. It is a transcript of the gene WDR33, whose product is annotated as WD repeat domain 33. The coding region runs from base 212 to 4222 and encodes 1336 amino acids. The transcript has 23 exons. Gene Ontology annotation, cellular component: mRNA cleavage and polyadenylation specificity factor complex. Gene Ontology annotation, molecular function: protein binding. The record is from RefSeq and is a predicted model, not a curated record. NCBI's taxonomy places the organism in Eukaryota, Metazoa, Chordata, Mammalia, Diprotodontia, Vombatidae.
CGCUUGGUUGCUCAGAGGGGAAGAUGGCGGCCAGCUUGGGCCGGUGAGGCGGUAACUCCUGUGGUGGGGGAGAGAGGGAGUGGAGGUGGCGGGAACGGGCCAGACGGCGGAGACCGCUAAGAGGGAGCCAAGGCCGAAGAUCCCACCUUUAACUUGGGCGGAGGGGAGUCCAGCCCAGAGACUGGACGUAUCCUAGAAGGAAAACAUCACCAUGGCUACAGAAAUUGGUUCUCCACCUCGUUUUUUCCAUAUGCCACGGUUCCAGCACCAGGCACCGAGGCAGCUCUUUUACAAACGACCAGACUUUGCGCAGCAGCAGGCGAUGCAGCAGCUCACAUUUGAUGGAAAACGAAUGAGAAAGGCUGUGAACCGGAAGACAAUAGACUACAAUCCCUCUGUGAUCAAAUAUUUGGAGAACAGAGUGUGGCAGAGAGACCAACGAGAUAUGCGGGCAAUCCAACCUGAUGCAGGAUAUUAUAAUGAUCUGGUUCCACCUAUAGGAAUGCUGAAUAAUCCUAUGAACGCAGUAACAACCAAAUUUGUUCGGACAUCUACCAAUAAAGUUAAAUGUCCAGUGUUUGUUGUUAGGUGGACUCCUGAAGGGAGACGGUUGGUUACUGGGGCUUCUAGUGGAGAGUUUACCCUGUGGAAUGGACUCACUUUCAAUUUUGAAACAAUAUUACAGGCUCACGAUAGCCCAGUGAGGGCCAUGACCUGGUCACACAAUGACAUGUGGAUGCUGACGGCAGACCACGGGGGAUAUGUGAAAUAUUGGCAGUCCAACAUGAACAACGUCAAGAUGUUCCAGGCACAUAAGGAGGCGAUUAGAGAGGCCAGUUUCUCACCCACGGAUAAUAAAUUUGCUACAUGCUCUGAUGACGGAACUGUUAGAAUCUGGGACUUUCUACGUUGCCAUGAGGAAAGAAUUCUUCGAGGGCAUGGUGCAGAUGUGAAAUGUGUAGACUGGCAUCCAACAAAAGGUUUAGUAGUUUCAGGAAGUAAAGAUAGUCAACAGCCAAUUAAGUUCUGGGAUCCAAAGACUGGGCAGAGCCUGGCAACACUGCAUGCCCAUAAAAACACUGUUAUGGAAGUUAAAUUAAAUCUCAAUGGCAAUUGGCUACUUACAGCAUCCCGGGACCACCUCUGUAAACUUUUUGACAUUAGAAAUCUAAAAGAGGAGCUUCAGGUCUUUAGAGGGCAUAAGAAAGAAGCCACAGCGGUAGCCUGGCAUCCUGUUCAUGAAGGUCUUUUUGCUAGUGGAGGAUCGGAUGGUUCUUUAUUGUUCUGGCAUGUUGGGGUGGAGAAGGAAGUAGGUGGAAUGGAGAUGGCCCAUGAAGGAAUGAUCUGGAGUUUAGCUUGGCAUCCUCUUGGACAUAUUCUCUGUUCAGGAUCAAAUGACCAUACCAGCAAAUUCUGGACUAGAAAUAGGCCUGGAGAUAAAAUGCGGGAUCGUUAUAACCUGAACCUACUCCCUGGAAUGUCAGAAGAUGGAGUAGAGUAUGAUGACCUUGAGCCUAAUAGUCUGGCAGUUAUUCCUGGGAUGGGAAUACCGGAGCAGUUAAAACUAGCAAUGGAACAAGAGCAAAUGGGGAAAGAUGAGUCAAAUGAAAUAGAAAUGACCAUUCCAGGAUUAGACUGGGGAAUGGAGGAGGUAAUGCAAAAGGACCAAAAGAAGGUGCCACAAAAAAAAGUUCCUUAUGCAAAGCCUAUUCCAGCUCAGUUCCAACAAGCCUGGAUGCAGAACAAAGUUCCAAUUCCUGCCCCAAAUGAGGUACUAAAUGACAGAAAAGAGGAUAUUAAACUUGAAGAAAAGAAAAAGACACAAGCAGAAAUAGAGCAAGAAAUGGCAACAUUGCAGUACACUAACCCACAGCUUUUGGAGCAACUCAAAAUUGAAAGACUUGCACAGAAACAAGCUGAACAAGUCCAACCACCUCCACCACCAGGGGGUCCUCUACUUGGACCCCAGCCUUUUCCAGGACAAGGUCCAAUGUCUCAGAUUCCUCAAGGUUUUCAGCAGCCUCAUCCACCCCAACAGAUGCCAAUGAACAUGGCUCAAAUGGGACCCCCUGGUCCACAAGGACAGUUCAGACCUCCCGGACCUCAGGGGCAGAUGGGACCACAAGGUCCUCCAUUGCAUCAGGGAGGUGCUGGUCCUCAAGGAUUCAUGGGACCACAAGGACCUCCAGGGCCCCAAGGCCCACCACAAGGACUCCCAAGGCCUCAGGAUAUGCAUGGCCACCAAGGAAUGCAAAGACAUGCUGGACCGCAUGGCCCAAUGGGACCUCAAGGACCACCUGGGCCACAGGGUAGUUCUGGGCCACAGGGUCCCAUGGGCCCCCAAGGUCCACCUGGGCCACAAAGUCAUUUGGGCCCCCAAGGUCCACCUGGUCCCCAAGGUCAUUUAGGCCCUCAGGGUCCACCUGGUACUCAAGGGAUGCAAGGACCACCUGGUCCAAGAGGGAUGCAGGGACCUCCUCAUCCCCAUGGAAUGCAAGGAGGACCAGGCUCUCAGGGGAUGCAGGGUCCUGUGUCCCAAGGGCCUCUAAUGGGUCUGAAUCCAAGAGGAAUGCAGGGACCUCCAGGUCCCCGAGAUAACCAAGGACCUGCUCCACAAGGGAUGAUGAUGGGGCACCCACCUCAAGAAAUGAGAGGACCUCACCCACCAAGUGGACUACUGGGACAUGGUCCUCAGGAGAUGAGAGGUCCUCAGGAAAUGAGAGGCAUGCAGGGGCCUCCACCGCAAGGGUCAAUGCUGGGGCCUCCCCAGGAAAUGCGUGGGCCUCCAGGUUCACAGGGACAGCAAGGGCCACCCCAGGGUUCUAUGGGACCUCCACCCCAGGGUGGCAUGCAGGGUCCCCCAGGACCUCAAGGACAGCAGAACCCUUCAAGAGGGCCUCAUCCUUCUCAAGGCCCAUUACCGUUCCAGCAGCAGAAAACACCCCUUUUAGGUGAUGGUCCACGCGCACCCUUUAAUCAGGAAGGACAGAACCCAGGCCCCCCACCCUUGAUACCAGGACUAGGGCAGCAGGGAUCACAAGGUCGAAUCCCCCCUCUUAAUCCGGGACAAGGACCUGGCCCUAAUAAAGGUAAAAAGGUCUGCUCUGUCAGAGGCUGCACCAAGUUCAAGAAUCACAAGGUGAUUCUCGUGGCCCUCCAAACCAUCACAUGGGCCCAAUGUCAGAGAGGAGGCAUGAUCAGAACAGUGGUCCAGAUCAUGGUCCUGAGAGAGGGCCAUUCCGAGCUGGCCAGGACUGUAGGGGUCCCCCUGAUAGACGUGGGCCUCACCCUGAUUUUCCUGAUGAUUUCAACCGACCAGAUGACUUUCACCCUGACAAGCGAUUUGGCCAUAGAUUACGUGAAUUUGAGGGAAGAGGAGGACCUUUGCCACAGGAAGAGAAAUGGAGGCGAGGAGGCCCAGGUCCUCCAUAUCCUCCAGAUCACCGCGAAUUCAAUGAGGGAGAUGGCCGGGGAGCAAAUCGUGGCCCCCCAGGUGCUUGGGAAGGACGAAGACCUGCAGAUGAGAGAUUUCCCAGAGAUCCAGAUGACCCACGUUUUAGAGGAAGGCGGGAAGAAAGCUUUAGAAGAGGAGGUGCACCCCAACGGCAUGAGGGUCGGGGUCCCCCCAGAGGAAGGGAAGGUUUUCCUGGUCCUGAAGACUUUGGGCCAGAGGAAAAUUUUGAUGUAUCAGAUGAGGCUGCAAGGGGAAGAGAUCUUAGAGGCCGAGGCCGAGGUACUCCAAGAGGAGGACGGAAGGGUUUACUUCCCACGCCGGAUGAAUUUCCUCGAUUUGAAGGAGGACGGAAACCAGAUUCAUGGGAUGCAAAUAGAGAACCAGGCCAUGAGCAUUUCCGGGAUGGUCCACGUCCUGAUCAUCCUCCUCAUGAUGGGCAUUCUCCUGCCAGCAGAGAACGCUCUUCCUCUCUCCAAGGCAUGGAUAUGGCUUCUUUACCACCCCGAAAGCGUCCCUGGCAUGAUGGACCUGGAACAUCUGACCAUAGAGAAAUGGAGGCUCCAGGUGGACCUACAGAGGAUCGAGGCAAAGGACGAGGAGGCCCAGGACCAUCCCAGAGAGUGCCAAAAUCUGGACGAUCCAGUUCCUUGGACGGAGAUCAUCAUGAUGGAUACCACAGAGAUGAACCUUAUGGGGGUCCUCAAAGCAGUGGCACCCCUUCCAGAGGAGGAAGGAGUGGAAGUAACUGGGGGAGAGGAAAUAACAUGAACUCUGGCCCACCACGGCGAGGAGCAUCAAGAGGUGGUGGAAGGGGUCGGUAGAAGAGGUUUUGGCUGGGAAACCCCCAGUCUUAACUGGACAGUAUUUAAAUAAUUCUUGUGGACUCAAGAGAAAUGAAAGGAUUCCUGCACCACCACAGUACUGGUUGGAUUCGUCACUGGGCUAUUUUUAUACCCAGUAUCUCCCAAUACGGUCUUCUAGAUCAAUAGACUGCUACUGGCUACAUCAUGGUAGCUGGUUUUCUGUUUUGUCCUGUCCACCUUUUUUCCCACCCCUGCAUUGUUUUGUGAAGAUAAAGCUGGAAUCUUUUUUUUUUUUUUUAGUGUUGUGAGACAUGGAGCACCUCCACAAAUUUGAGUUCAUGUCUAAUUGGAAACUUGUUUCUAUAUGUACAGUUUGUCAGAAAAAAAAAAGUUAAGUUGUUUUUGUAUGAAUACAGAAUGUGAUUUGCGUAAGAAUUAACACAACAAUCAUUGUGUCAUGAUUUUUAUUUACAACUACAGUUGUGAAAUACAUGCCUUAACGAAACCCUUAACUUCUACAAUAUAUUUCAAUAUCCCCAACCUUGUUAAUUAACUCUGUUGAGUUGUUAAAGAAAUUCUGUUAGUGGAAUAGUAAAUACUCCAAAUUGAAGUUUGGUUAUGAUACCAUGUGAGGCUGACAUGCCAGAUUGAUUAUCCUUCCAUCAUCUAAACUUCUAAGAAUUGAUUAUGAAUUCAUUUGAAGUCAGAAACUCCUUACCAUAUAAUAAUGUUAUGUACGGUGAUCUAUUAAAGUAUCCUCCAAAUGGAAAUGAAUUGAUCACUAUAUAUUAAUAGUCUUUCUUUCCUGGUGCCAGCCCUAACACUGCUCUCCAGGAAAAGGUGGUCACUUUCUGAAUUUCAUGACCCAGUUAUCUAAUUCUAGAGCUUAUGAGCCUGCUUGGUGGGUGAGUUCUUUUCUACUCACCACCUGAGGCAGAGGUAAGGUAGAAGCUACUUACAUGUGGACCACUCAUGACACCACAACCAGAAAAACACUGAUAGUACCAAUAACAACUGAGAGCAUUUCUUUGAACUGUUAUUGUAUUUUUACCACUUAAAAGAAAUUGUCAUUUAAAUUUUUUUUACCUUGUUUUUCAUAAAAGUUGUAAAGCAUCCCUUUUUAAGAACUGUCUUCUCCAUCAACACAUAUUCUUGUAGCUUGUAAAUUAUAGUUUGAGAAGACUUUUUUCACAUAGGCCAUUGUAGGAAACUUCCUUCUUCUACCCCUAAACCAAUGAAUGUUCCAUCUCAUAAACCAGAAACAGAAAAUACCUAUUGAGAAUACCUUGAAAA